AGAAGCAGCUCCUCAAAUUCAGACACGAACCGCCACAGCUAAAUUCGAAGAAGAAGAAGAAGAUAAUAAGGACAACGUCACAGCCAACCCAGGAAAAAAAGCACCAACCAAAGCCUCAUCUCCGUUGAACUCCACAACCGAGAGCAAGACCGGGGUGCAAUGCCACCUCAGCAACCCGACCAACAGCAGCCGCUCCUGCCCGGCACCUCCGACGCGGAGGACGCGGCGGCGUACGACCCCGCCCAGAAGAUCCAUGUGGUCGUCGGCGUCGGCGAUGAGGCUGGGGAAUCCGACCCCGGGGCGCCGCCGCCCUUCUCGUGGAGGAAGCUGUGGCUCUUCUCGGGCCCGGGGCUCCUGAUGAGCAUAGCGUUCCUCGACCCGGGGAACCUGGAGGCGGACCUCCAGGCCGGCGCGGUGGCCGGGUACUCGCUGCUGUGGCUGCUGAUGUGGGCCACGGCGAUGGGGCUGCUGGUGCAGCUGCUGGCGGUGCGGCUCGGCGUGGCCACAGGGAGGCACCUGGCGGAGCUGUGCCGGGAGGAGUACCCGACGUGGGCGCGGCUGGCGCUGUGGCUCAUGGCGGAGGUGGCGCUGGUCGGAGCCGACAUACAGGAGGUCAUCGGGAGCGCCAUCGCCCUCAACAUCCUGAGCAAUGGGCUCUUGCCACUUUGGUCCGGCGUCGUUAUUACCGCUGCUGACUGCUUUAUCUUCCUGUUCCUCGAAAACUAUGGUGUUAGGAAAUUGGAAGCGGUCUUCGCCGUUCUCAUCGCAGUGAUGGCGCUCUCGUUCGCAUGGAUGUUUGGCGAGGCGAAGCCGAGCGGAGUCGAACUACUUCUGGGCGUCUUGAUUCCGAAACUCAGCUCCAAGACGAUCACGCAAGCGGUGGCAGUUCUGGGAUGCAUCAUAAUGCCCCACAACGUGUUCUUGCACUCGGCCCUCGUGCAGUCGCGUGACAUCGACCGCACCAAGAAAAGCCUGGUCCAAGAAGCACUCAACUACAACACCAUAGAGUCCUCUGCCGCCCUAGCCAUCUCCUUCAUCAUCAAUCUCUUCGUGACGGCCGUGUUCGCAGAGGGUUUCUACGGGACCGCCCUUGCCGACAGCAUCGGCCUCGUAAAUGCUGGGAAAUACCUCCAGGAGAAGUUCGGCGGGGGCGUCAUUCCGAUUGUGUACAUAUGGGGGAUUGGCCUAUUAGCUGCCGGGCAGAGCAGCACUAUAACGGGGACUUAUGCAGGGCAGUUCAUAAUGGGGGGGUUUCUCAAUAUAAGGCUGAGGAAAUGGGUGAGGGCGUUGAUCACGCGCAGCUGCGCGAUCGUGCCGGCGAUGAUCGUCGCGCUCGUGUUCGACACCUCGGAGGACAGCCUGGACAUUAUGAACGAAUGGCUCAACGUGCUUCAGUCCGUGCAGAUCCCGUUCGCGCUCAUUCCGCUUCUCUGCUUGGUCUCCAAGGAACAGCUGAUGGGGAGUUUCCGGAUUGGCCCUGUCCUCCAGGUGAUUGCUUGGCUGGUGGCUGCACUGGUGAUGGUGAUCAACGGCUAUCUUCUGGUGGACUUCUUCUCCAGUGACGUCGAGCUAGGAGCCAUUUUUGGCACCGUGGUGUGCGCUCUUGCGGUCGGGUACAUUUCCUUCAUCAUUUACCUUGUUCUGAGGGGAAUCAACCUUCCCGCUCUGCGUGAUCUGUUACGGCCGAAAAGGGUCAUCACGAACAUGGAGGACUUAUAGUUGCUUAUCUUCGGAUGGCCAUGCACAUAGUUUUGAAUGGAUAUGUACAUAGUUAUGAAUGGAUAUGCUUUCCGGAUCAGCUAUCCGAAUCGACACGGCGGAGCAUUCUUGUUUUUGGCAGAAUCAGGCUCUCGAUGAACAGCUUACAUGCUUCAGAUGUAUAGUAAGUGCCUCAAAGCAGUCGUUGAUAUGGGUAGCUGCAUUGGUUCGUCCCAGUAUUAGCCCAGCUUUCUCCCUAGAUGCAAGCUCUUUCCUUGAUUUGCUAAAUCC
Messenger RNA from Rhodamnia argentea, 1989 nucleotides. RefSeq names its product metal transporter Nramp2-like. Lineage: Eukaryota; Viridiplantae; Streptophyta; Magnoliopsida; Myrtales; Myrtaceae. The coding region runs from base 160 to 1719 and encodes 519 amino acids. The record is from RefSeq and is a predicted model, not a curated record. Gene Ontology annotation, biological process: metal ion transport; defense response to bacterium; positive regulation of reactive oxygen species metabolic process. Gene Ontology annotation, molecular function: manganese ion transmembrane transporter activity; cadmium ion transmembrane transporter activity. Gene Ontology annotation, cellular component: vacuolar membrane. The transcript has 4 exons.